Molecule: messenger RNA, 1146 nt
Organism: Seminavis robusta
Lineage: Eukaryota; Bacillariophyta; Bacillariophyceae; Naviculales; Naviculaceae
Source: the annotation of a GenBank genome assembly
AUGAUUCGAGGUCUUCCCAAUGACGUCCAAGAUGUGCUCAAGAUAGCCUCGUGCUUUGGCGCCGAGUUUCAUUCUGCCGUUUUGGAAGACUUGGUUGACUUUGAUGCGACUUCUGCGUUGAAGAUUGCCGAAAAGCGAGAGCUCAUUGUCACCAGUGAAGGGAGAAAAGCCAACUGCGAGGACGACGACGUCAGAGCAACAAAUGGAGGUUCCUUCAUGAUCAGAUCCAGCAAAGUGCCUAUUCUCUCAUCCCAGUUGAGCAGCGAGAAGCGGCUCAUCUGGGAAUUGGCCUUCCGUUUAGGGGCUCCUCUAAUCACGGACGAAGCUGAAAGGUAUCGCAUGGCAGAACUGCUCUUGCGAGCUGGGGCUCAUGCCUCUAGGGCUGCUGCAUUUGAUGAAGCAGCCUCUCAUUUCGAUCUAGGCAUCCAGUUGUUGACAGGUCGACGUUACUGGAGGGACGAAUACCAUCUUAGCUUGGCCCUUCACAACCGGGCCGCCGAAGUGGCAUAUUGCAAUGGUGAUCACGAGAAGGUGGAAGCACUGACAUCCGAAGUUAUCGCCAAUGCCAGACGGAACGGAGACAAGCUGGAUGCGUACAGCUCCCAAAUGAACUCGCUAGCUGCCACCAACGACACCAAGGCCGCAUUUGAACUGUCGCUUCGAGUGCUGGCCGAGUGUGGAUACUACAGUCCGAAGAGGCCGGAUCGAUUCAAUAUUGGCAUUGGACUGUUCAAGAUUAAACGCCAACUCAAGCUUUAUACCAACGAUGACAUCAAGAAAGCCAAAGGUUGUAGACAAGGAGGUACUCGACGUGAUGAAGAUCAUCAAUCUCGCCAUAUAUUCUCCUUGUAUUGUGCUCCCUCCUGUUGCCCAUCUAUCACCAUGUUGGGUGUACAGCUAUCUCUCGAAAAGGGUCUCUGCGGUGCGUCUUGUGUCCCAUUUGCGUCUUUGGCCAGCUUGCUCUGCAUGUACGAUCGAGAUGUCGAGAUGGGCUUUCGUUUUGCUCAGCUGAGUUUGGACAUUGUCGUCAGCACCAAGGCAUUCAAUUGGCAAGCCAGAGUGUUUGCUUUUGUCCAUGGAAACGUCCUGGCAAUAAAAGGACCCAUUGUGGAACGAUUCGCUCCACUGAUGCAAGCGCACCGAUAA